Messenger RNA from Pelodiscus sinensis (Chinese soft-shelled turtle), 3065 nucleotides. The record is from RefSeq and is a predicted model, not a curated record. Lineage: Eukaryota; Metazoa; Chordata; Testudines; Trionychidae.
GCCUGCAGCCAUGGCAACGCCACCGGCCUUGCGGAACUGUCUGAGCCCUUCCCCGGAGCCAGCCGGAGAGGUGAUGAGCACCCAGCCAGACACCGCUGGCAAUCUCUCCGUGGAGACCUUUCAAAGACUCGGCCCCCUCGCCGUCAGGUUAACUCCGUCGGUGCUCUUGGCCAACACGGACGGGCAAACCCUCGAGCAGGUGCUCCCCACACUCUCAGCCGCAGGGGGCUGGGGCCCAGCGCAGGCCUCCAUCAUCCUGAAAAAAGUCCUGCGGAAUGGAUACCAGCUCAACGAAGCCAGCAGUGUUUUGACCCUGGGGACGCUAGCGCUCGGCCUUCCCGCCAACGGGCUGGACAAACUGGACCCCAAAGACAUCCUCCUCCUGGCUGCAGAUCAGAACUUCACCCAGAGCAUGGAACAGGCCCUGGUGCCGGUGAAACACAAGUUUGUGCAACGGAUCUUACAAAGCACCCCUGGAAACACCCUCCUCAAUAUCCCAGAUCAACUGGCGGAUCAGAUCCCUCUGUCUAGGCUGGCCUCUCCCCUGAUCAGUACCCAGGAAAUCAACCAGAAGAAAUGGACACCCACUCAGGCCAGCGUGUUCUUCCAGGCCAUACUGAAGUCCACACAGCAAUAUUCCAGCUUAUCAUCCUCUGUCCUACAAGGAUUCAGCUGUGGAGCAGCAAACUUUUUAAACAGCAGUCCGUUUGCUAGCCUGGCAAAAGCCAUGAAGGACAAACAGAUCCGACUGGAAGAUAAUCAGCUAAGCUGCAUGACAAAAAGACUGACGGGACAGAUAACCCCAUCUGAUUUUGAAGACUAUCCACCCGAGGUUCUUUUUUACAUGGGGCCAGACAAAUUUUCAGACCCAGUGAACUGCCAGAAAUAUUUUCACCUCGUGGGACAAGCCCACGUUGACCUUUUGCCAAGAGUGUCUUCCAAAAGACGGUUGCUGCUGGAGAGGGCUAAGGCCUGCCUGGGAACACCUACCUUGUCGUUUUCAAAGGAAAACCUGCUAAUGUUAGGCAACCUUUGUUGUGCCCUCAAUGGCUCAGACAUUGUGAAAUCGGACCCGUCUGUCCUAACGAGAUUGCAAAGCUGCAGGUCGUUCACUGAAGACCAACCGGCAGCCAUAGAGCAGCAGCUAGAGAACAAAUAUGGAUCACCUUCAACGUGGACAGUCAGCACCCUGACAGACAUGGGCCUGAUGGCCAGUACCCUGAGGAGUGGAACCCUUCAAAGGAUCCCAGAGAGAGAGAAGAUGCUGUUUUUCCCUGAUUUCUUGAGCCAGUUGAAGACCUGGAAUAGGGACCAGUUCACCUAUAUCCUGGAUCAGCUUGCAAAGCCUCAGCGGCAAAAACGAGCUGCAACGGGCUGCACAAGAACUCCGUUGACCACAGAAAUGGUGGUGAAGCAGAGAGACCUUUUAGUUUCCACCUACACCUCCAGCAGCGAUCUGGAUGCUUGCCUCCCUGACGACGUGCUGAGCACCAAUCUGGAAACUUUGGGGAAGCUGGAAUUUCAGGACCCUCUCCUUCAAGUGCUAAAGCUGAAACUGGACAAGAUCUUUGGCACACCGCCCGAAGACUAUCUUCCACUCUUGGGAAACAUAGCCAGGAUGUAUACCCCCACUGAAAUUGCUAACUGGAAUAUCACUGCAGCCGAGACCUUAGCAGCCCUAUUGGCAGGAACAUCAUGGCAAAAGGAUCUCCCAAAGGUGAAGGCUCUAGUCACUCGGCAUCUAGAAGCCAAUGGUCAUCAGUUAGACGGAGCCGUGCUCACAAUACUCGCUCCACACAUCUGUGCCAUGGAAGAUGCUCAGAUCCGAGCCCUCCGCAGCGAGGCCAUCAGAGAGACCAGUAGGCCCCUGAACACCUCGCUGUGUUCUCAGCAGCAGAAGAAUCUCCUCUAUGGCCAGCUGAGAGCUGCUUACGAGGAGAACCAGAACGCUCCAGACGCCUACUACCGGCUGCUGAGGCCUGUCAUUGGCGGAGCCCCAGCCACGGACCUGAUCAGAUUUGCUUCUGGUUAUCCUGUCAUGGACGUUGACACAUUUACAGCCCUGAAUCCCGAGGCAGCGAAGAAAUUAAGCACUCAGAAUCUGAAAGAUUUGCUGGGAGCUAAUCUCCCAGAGCUGAACAAUUUAGCUGAUGACCCCGUGGUGAAAGCUUGGGCCCAGGCACACCGUCAGUCAGAAGUGAAUUCUUUAGGACUCCAUCUUGUAGCAGGACUCCCAGACCAGCCACCUAAUGGUAUUAUAAACAUUCCAGGAGCAACUCACAUACCCGGAAGAGCAACGACCUAUGCGAAAAACCAGAUGUUCCAGCUUUUCUAUUGCGUGCUUUUCUCCUGGGUGUUAACUGCUUUCUAAUAGGCUGUAUGGCUUUUGGACAAGUAUUAAAUAAUAAUAAUAUUCUGGGAGGCGGGAUUCCCAUAUUUAUCAUGGCAUGGUUACAUUUAAUUUAGGCAGGUCCUUGUAUUCUUAACUGAACAAAAUGUCAAAAAGUAGAACAUUUAAUGGCAGUUUGGCAGCACAUUGUUCAUUACUCUACAUCAGCGGUUUUCCAGCUGUGGGUUGUGACUCCACAUUAGGUCAUGAUCCUGCAGUUAAUGGGGUCUCCAGGCCUGGCUUAGAUUUGUUGGAGCACAAGCCACACCACCUGGAGCCUGGGGGCUUCAGUCUUGAGAAUCUGUGUUCAGGCGACAGGGUUCCUGCCUGGGGUUGAAGUCUGGGCUUUGACUUUGGUCCCUCUGUCCUCCAUCCUGGGGCUCUGGUAGCUUCUGGGUUUGGUUCCCCCCUCCUGGGGACAUGUAGUAAUUUUUGUUGUCAGAAGGGGAUCACAGUACCAUGAAGUCUGAGAAGUUCUACCCUACAAUCCUCACAAUCGUACUGCCGGUGGUAAGGUGCUUAAAUAAAUGCAAAACGUAUGGCUGAUCCUGCAAACUUCAUCAAGACUUUGACAGUGGUAAGCACUACUCAUAACAGUGUUUUCAGAAUCAGGCCCUACAUAAUGAUAAUUAAGUGUUGUUAUUCUUCACAUGCUAAUGACAAUAAUAAAUGUCAC